Coffea eugenioides is the source of this 4668-nucleotide messenger RNA. Its product is annotated as magnesium-chelatase subunit ChlH, chloroplastic. The record is from RefSeq and is a predicted model, not a curated record. The coding region runs from base 267 to 4415 and encodes 1382 amino acids. Gene Ontology annotation, cellular component: chloroplast. Lineage: Eukaryota; Viridiplantae; Streptophyta; Magnoliopsida; Gentianales; Rubiaceae. Gene Ontology annotation, molecular function: magnesium chelatase activity. The transcript has 5 exons. Gene Ontology annotation, biological process: chlorophyll biosynthetic process.
UUAUUCAAGAAAACAGAAAGAAGAAGCAGAAGCAGAAGCAGAAACCUUCUUCACUGAAUAAUGAAAACGCUCUCAUAUCUGAAAGAGGGGGCAAGGUACAUUUAUUGAUUCCUCCCCCGAUUUCUGUUUCAUUCUUUUUCAUUCUGUUUGCUAUUUUAGCAUAGUUGUGCUUGUGCACGCAUUUAGAGCUACAGUGUUUCCAUUAAAAUUCGUGGGCUGCUCUGUUUUCCUCUGUGCAUUCAAGAAAAUUAGGGAGCUUGAGCAAAAUGGCUUCUCUGAUUUCUUCACCUUUUCAAAUUCCUAGCUCAACAGUUGACCAACUUUCAUCAAUUUCGCAAAAGCGUUACUUUCUUCACUCAUUUCUUCCCAAGAAAUCCAGCCCAACCAACUCAAACUCAGCUUUGAAAUUCAAAUGUGCUGCAAUUGGCAAUGGAUUAUUCACUCAAACCACCCCUGAGGUUAGAAGAAUUGUACCUGAGAAUAACAAGGGCCUCCCCACCGUUAAGGUUGUGUAUGUAGUUUUAGAAGCUCAGUAUCAGUCAUCCCUUACAGCUGCAGUUCAAACCCUGAACCAGAAUGGAAAGUUUGCUUCUUUUGAAGUUGUAGGAUACUUAGUAGAGGAGCUUAGAGAUGAAAAUACUUACAAAACUUUCUGUAAGGACCUCGAGGAUGCGAAUAUUUUUAUAGGAUCAUUGAUCUUUGUUGAGGAAUUAGCCUUGAAGGUAAAGGCUGCGGUGGAGAAAGAGAGGAAUAGGCUUGAUGCAGUUUUGGUGUUUCCAUCAAUGCCUGAGGUUAUGAGACUCAACAAGUUGGGGUCUUUCAGUAUGUCCCAACUCGGGCAGUCAAAAAGUCCCUUUUUUCAGCUGUUUAAGAAGAAGAACAAGUCCUCCGCAGGAUUUGCUGACAGCAUGUUGAAGCUUGUGAGGACAUUGCCCAAGGUUUUGAAGUACUUGCCCAGUGAUAAGGCUCAGGAUGCUAGGAUGUAUAUACUUAGUUUGCAGUUUUGGCUUGGUGGUUCCCCUGAUAAUUUGGUGAAUUUCUUGAAAAUGAUUUCUGGUUCAUAUGUGCCUGCACUAAAAGGGACAAAAAUUGAGUAUUCUGAUCCAGUUCUGUACUUGGACACUGGAAUUUGGCACCCAUUGGCUCCUUGUAUGUACGAUGAUGUUAAGGAGUAUCUGAAUUGGUAUGGUACUAGGAGGGAUGCUAACGAAAAGCUUAAGAGUCCAACUGCACCUAUCAUCGGGUUGGUUUUGCAGAGGAGUCACAUUGUCACCGGUGAUGAGAGUCACUAUGUGGCUGUGAUUAUGGAACUGGAAGCAAGAGGGGCUAAAGUCAUACCAAUAUUUGCUGGUGGACUUGACUUUUCAGGCCCAGUUGAGAAAUAUUUCAUUGAUCCAGUCACCAAGAGGCCCUUUGUGAAUUCAGUGGUUUCAUUGACUGGUUUCGCUCUCGUGGGAGGACCUGCAAGGCAAGAUCAUCCCAGGGCAGUUGAGGCGUUGAGAAAGCUUGAUGUGCCUUACAUUGUUGCGUUGCCUUUGGUGUUCCAGACUACGGAGGAAUGGUUGAACAGCACUCUUGGACUGCAUCCAAUCCAGGUAGCUCUGCAGGUUGCACUUCCAGAACUAGAUGGAGGCAUGGAGCCUAUAGUGUUUGCAGGCCGAGAUCCCAGAACAGGGAAAUCACAUGCUUUACACAAAAGAGUGGAGCAGCUCUGCACUAGAGCAAUCAAAUGGGCUGAGCUUAAGAAGAAAUCAAAGACAGAGAAGAAACUAGCCAUAACCGUCUUCAGCUUCCCCCCUGACAAAGGCAAUGUUGGAACUGCUGCGUACCUGAAUGUCUUUGCUUCCAUUUAUUCUGUUCUCAAAGACCUUCAAAAAGAUGGCUACAAUGUUGAGGGCCUUCCAGAGACCGGUGAGGCCUUGAUUGAAGACAUAAUUCAUGACAAAGAGGCUCAAUUCAACAGUCCAAAUCUUAAUAUUGCUUACAAAAUGAAUGUUCGCGAGUACCAGAAGUUAACUCCUUAUGCAACUGCUCUGGAGGAGAACUGGGGUAAGCCACCUGGCAAUCUGAACUCUGAUGGAGAAAACCUUCUGGUGUAUGGAAAGCAGUAUGGAAAUGUCUUUAUUGGAGUUCAGCCGACUUUCGGCUAUGAGGGUGAUCCAAUGCGGCUUCUAUUUUCUAAAUCAGCAAGCCCACACCAUGGAUUUGCAGCUUACUACUCAUUUGUCGAGAAGAUAUUCCAGGCUGAUGCAGUUCUUCACUUUGGCACUCAUGGCUCCCUUGAGUUCAUGCCUGGAAAACAGGUGGGCAUGAGUGAUGUUUGUUACCCUGAUAGUCUCAUUGGGAACAUCCCCAAUGUCUAUUACUAUGCGGCAAACAACCCAUCUGAGGCCACCAUUGCCAAACGUCGGAGUUAUGCUAAUACAAUUAGCUACUUGACUCCACCAGCAGAAUAUGCAGGGCUCUACAAGGGACUCAAGCAGCUCAGUGAGCUUAUUUCCUCUUAUCAAUCCCUAAAAGACACUGGCCGUGGUUCUCAAAUUGUAAGCUCUAUUAUCAGCACAGCAAGGCAAUGUAACCUUGACAAGGAUGUAGAUCUUCCUGAAGAAGGGGAAGAAAUAUCAGCCACAGAGCGUGACCUUGUGGUGGGAAAGGUAUAUUCAAAAAUCAUGGAGAUUGAAUCCCGGCUUUUACCCUGUGGGCUUCAUGUCAUUGGUGAGCCUCCAUCUGCAAUGGAGGCAGUAGCGACGCUAGUUAAUAUUGCUGCAUUGGAUCGCCCUGAAGAUGGAAUUUCCUCUCUUCCAUCCAUAUUGGCUCAGACGGUGGGAAGAGAUAUGGAGGAUGUAUAUAGAGGAAGUGACAAGGGUAUCUUGCGUGAUGUGGAACUGCUUCGACAAAUAACUGAGGCAUCACGAGGAGCAAUAACUGCAUUUGUUGAACGAACCACUAACAAGAAGGGUCAAGUUGUUGAUGUUGCUGACAAGCUCAGCGCAAUUCUUGGCUUUGGCAUAAAUGAACCAUGGGCCCAAUAUUUAUCAACUACCAAAUUCUAUAGAGCUGACAGGGAAAAGCUUAGGGUGUUGUUCCAAUUCGUAGGCGAGUGUCUGAAGCUUGUUGUGGCUGAUAAUGAGUUGGGAAGUUUGAAACAGGCUCUGGAAGGUAAAUAUGUUGAACCAGGUCCUGGCGGGGAUCCAAUUAGAAACCCAAAAGUUCUCCCAACUGGAAAGAACAUACAUGCUUUGGAUCCCCAAGCUAUUCCAACUACUGCAGCAAUGCAAAGUGCAAAGGUUGUCGUUGAUAGGUUGCUUGAGAGGCAGAAGGCUGAUAAUGGGGGAAAGUACCCUGAGACUGUUGCACUUGUACUCUGGGGUACAGAUAACAUCAAGACAUAUGGUGAGUCAUUGGCUCAGGUAUUGUGGAUGAUUGGAGUUCAGCCAGUGGCUGACACCUUUGGACGAGUGAAUCGGGUUGAGUCUGUCAGCCUUGAAGAGCUUGGAAGACCAAGGAUUGAUGUUGUUGUGAAUUGCUCUGGAGUGUUCAGAGAUCUCUUCAUCAAUCAGAUGAACCUCCUUGACCGAGCAGUGAAGAUGGUUGCUGAGCUAGAUGAGCCAGAAGACCAAAAUUAUGUGAGGAAGCAUGCACUAGAACAAGCUAAAGAACUUGGGAUUGAUGUUCGCGAAGCUGCAACUCGUGUCUUCUCAAAUGCCUCAGGCUCCUAUUCCUCCAAUGUAAACCUUGCAGUCGAGAACUCUUCUUGGAAUGACGAGAAGCAACUUCAAGAUAUGUACUUGAGCCGAAAGUCAUUUGCAUUUGACUGUGAUGCUCCUGGUGCAGGCAUGACUGAGAAACGGAAAGUCUUCGAGAUGGCUCUUAGUACAGCGGAUGCCACAUUCCAGAAUCUGGACUCUUCUGAAAUUUCACUAACAGAUGUCAGUCACUACUUUGAUUCUGACCCAACCAACCUUGUACAGAACCUCAGGACGGAUGGGAAGAAGCCCAAUGCAUAUAUUGCUGACACAACUACAGCUAAUGCACAGGUACGUACACUGUCUGAGACUGUACGGCUUGAUGCAAGAACCAAGUUACUGAACCCCAAGUGGUAUGAAGGCAUGCUGUCCAGUGGAUAUGAGGGUGUUCGUGAAAUUGAGAAACGCCUGACAAACACUGUCGGAUGGAGUGCAACAUCGGGCCAAGUAGACAAUUGGGUGUAUGAAGAGGCUAAUACCACGUUUAUCGAAGAUCAGGAGAUGUUGAACAGGCUAAUGAGCACAAACCCGAACUCUUUCAGGAAGUUGGUUCAGACAUUUUUGGAGGCCAAUGGACGUGGAUACUGGGAAACUUCCGAAGAAAAUAUUGAGAGAUUGAGGCAGUUGUACUCCGAGGUUGAGGACAAGAUUGAGGGCAUUGAUCGAUAAACAUUCAAGCAAAGCAAAUGACUCUUGAUUGCACAUAACUCUGUCAAUCCUUUACCUCUCAAUAUCUGCCACUGGUUCUCUGACUCUCCAAGGGAUUUGCUUAUGGACUACACAACAUCUUGUGAUGCGAAUGUUCACCAAUUCCCCACUGUAUUUUACAUUCAUUUUUUGGGGUUUUGUUGUCAUUGUAUCGAGUGAUGAGAUACUGGUUUCGUAAAUGGAAAUUUCAACCUUGCCAUUCGCUUGAUCUUUG